Messenger RNA from Aspergillus vadensis CBS 113365, 1128 nucleotides. RefSeq lists its product as uncharacterized. The coding region runs from base 1 to 1128 and encodes 375 amino acids. The record is from RefSeq and is a predicted model, not a curated record. Lineage: Eukaryota; Fungi; Ascomycota; Eurotiomycetes; Eurotiales; Aspergillaceae. The transcript has 2 exons.
AUGAGUCUGCUGCGACGUAACGAGGAUAUGGAAAGUGCUCAGAAGCUCAUCUUAUGUGUUCUCGAUACCGCAACCCAUACGUUUAAACCGGGAAACCCUAAGGCUGCGAGUAUAAUCGAGCUGCGUGAGAUAAACGAACGCAAUAUCUGCGAAGAAACGUUGAAUUCCGAGACAGGCUCUAUCGGAAAUUCUAUAGCCUCUUCAUCAUCGACCCCUCCGCCCGCGGCAGUUGAGGAUAGUUUGGAGAUCCCCAUUCUUAUCCCCCGAGUGGUUAUUGAUUGUACAUCGCCUGAGAGCAACAUUGCAAAGUCUCCACUUACCCGGUAUCGUUAUGUUUACAAUUCAGAGAAGUCCUGGAGUGAAGAACUCGUCCUCGUAGAAUGGCGGUUGCGCAACCACAGUCUCCGGAAUACAUUUGACGAAGAAGCCCAAGCGAAGCGAUACAGUUACUUUGUUCGACUUCUACAAAGGACCUCUAGGAUUGACCCAGGACUCUGCAUGCUACCUUGUUUGGGCUAUAGUUUGGCGACAGGACAGCUGCCUGAUGGAAAAAAGUGCCCUAUUGUGGGAUAUGUUUUCAAAUUCCCAAAACACGCCAAUAGUACGGCCCGACUAUUGACACUCGAUGACAAGAUCGCGUCCUGCCCCGGAAUCCUCGCUUCACCAAGUCCCAACUUAGAGAGCCGUUUUCGUCUUUCACAAAAACUCACCCUUGCACUGUUACAGCUGCACAUUGCUGGGUGGAAGCACAGGCAGCUCUCCAGUAGCAACAUUAUCUUUUUCCGGAAUGAGGGAGAUCAAUGGGACGACCUGAGCAAACCGUACAUUAGCGCCUGGCAGUGCCUUUCGGACGACUAUAGAAUGCAGGGCGACAAUACGGACAUUGAGAUGAAGUCAAUUCGAUUUUGGAAAGGCGAAGAUCUGAAAAGUCUUGCAGUUAUAUUGAUGCAGAUUGGACUUUGGGAAUAUCCUUACAACGCAUACCACAGACUUUCGAACUCAAAUUUACCCGGUGUGUCCAUGGACUACCGCGGUCCUUUCUCACUACAACAUGUACAGUCUCUUUAUAGAGUCCUUGGGGCGCGACUUAGAGCGAAAAUGGGCAGCCAUUAUGCCAAGUCUGUGUAG